AUGGCCAUCCCUUUCAUUGGGCGAUUGAACAUCGUCGAAUAUGUAGCUCUAGUGGGGUCGUUCCUCCUUGUCGGGCUCGAGGCUCUCAUCCGUAUCCUGACCUUGGCUCUGCCUUCGCCGCUCAUCUCGCUCUUUUAUAGAGCUUCCCGUCGCUUGUUUAACCGAUUUUCGACGCCGGAACAGAAGCGCGCCGAGCAGAAAAAGAAAUCCAUCUCCACGUCCGUGAGAGACGCCUCCGACUUUGUGGACCUUUGCCGCUUGUACGGAUAUGAAGCCGAGGAGCAUGUCCUCCAGACCAAGGAUGGCUACUUGCUCGGCCUGCACCGGCUGGCAUGGAAGAAGGGUGAGGAAGAACAAAAGGUCAACAACGGACCGGGAAGCUUGAGAAAGAAGGUCUUGUACCUUCACCAUGGGCUCCUCAUGAAUUCAGAGGUGUGGGUCUGCUUGACCGAUGAGCAGCGAUGUCUUCCUUUCGUGCUCGUCGAGAAGGGAUACGAUGUUUGGCUUGGCAACAACCGCGGCAACAAGUACUCGAAGAAGUCGGUGCAUCAUUCCCCCAAGUCGACUGAGUUUUGGAACUUUUCAAUCGACGAGUUUGCGUUCCACGACAUCCCAGACAGCAUCUCCUACAUCCUGGAGACGACUUUGCAGGAGAGCUUGUCAUACAUUGGAUUUUCUCAAGGAACCGCGCAGGCUUUCGCCACCCUUGCUAUCCACCCGAAGCUGAACCAGCAGGUCAAUGUCUUCAUUGCCUUGGCACCAGCCAUGUCGCCAGCAGGUCUUUUCAAUGGGAUUGUCGACGCUCUGAUCAAAGCCUCUCCUCAGGUGCUGUUCCUCCUCUUCGGCCGCCGAUCCAUUCUCAGCUCCGCCACCAUGUGGCAGUCCAUUCUUUACCCGCCCAUCUUUGUCAGACUCAUUGAUAUCGGUCUUGCCUUUUUAUUCAAUUGGCAGACGAAGAAUAUCACCCUCAGCCAAAAGCUAGCAGCCUACCCUCACCUUUACUCGUUCACCAGCACAAAGAGUGUGGUUCACUGGUUCCAGAUCAUCCGGAAUAAGUCGUUCCAAAUGUUCGACGACGACGUCCACCCGCCCAUGUCGAUUAGCUCUUCGAGCAAGUACACCAAGGUCGCAAAGUACCCCACACGGAACAUUAAGACGCCCAUCGUUCUUGUUUAUGGCGGCAAGGAUUCGUUGGUCGACAUCAAAGUGAUGCUCAAGGAACUUCCGUCCCAGACAAUAGCCACCGAGAUCCCCCACUAUGAGCAUCUCGACUUUCUCUGGGGUAAAGAUAACAAUGUUCAGGUGUUUCCUCAUGUCUUUGAUGCACUCGACAGUUUUACCGAUGCUCAACACACCAAGGAGGAAUAUGAUCGGUACCAGCUGGCGAGACAAGAAAGUCUCAUGGGUUCUGGUAACGCGUAUAGAAAGUACGCAUAUAGGGAUAGCGAUGUUUCUGGCGAUGUCUCUGCUAGUGACGCUUCGAACGCCGUGGACGAGCGCCAAAAUGGCAACGGUGUCGACACUGUGGAGACCCCCGUUUCUCAAACCAAGACUCGGGACCGACCGUCCGGAAUUCCUUCCCCGUAUAACACCACCCGCCUGCGCACUCCCUACUCCCAAGUUGCAGCCGAUGACGAGCCACCAUCGCCCUCUCCAGAUAGACCUUCAAGCCGCGCAGCCGAGGGAGAAGAGAGACCGGACAGCUCGUUGGAUACUCGCGAGUCGCCGACAUCCAAGCUCAAGGGCAUUGGCGUCCGUCGCGGAAGCGGAGGCAGCCAUUUGAGCCUUGAUAGCAUGCGCGAGGGACGGGGGAUCAGUCUGGGAACGAGUAAGGCUCUGGGCGGCGUAGUCACCAAGAAUCCUUUUGACGCCAAGGGGCUUGCAAAUGUGGUCCCUGAUGAGAAUAAGAAUGGUGGAAAGAAAAAGAAGCGCGUGACGGUUGCGCCGUAG
This is a messenger RNA of Colletotrichum orchidophilum, 1950 nucleotides long. Its product is annotated as ab-hydrolase associated lipase region. The record is from RefSeq and is a predicted model, not a curated record. The transcript has 5 exons. The coding region runs from base 1 to 1950 and encodes 649 amino acids. Lineage: Eukaryota; Fungi; Ascomycota; Sordariomycetes; Glomerellales; Glomerellaceae.